GCGCGGACGCGGGCGGCGGCCGCCGGGCGCGCUUGUGCGGAAAGGGCAGUGUGGGGGCUCCUCUCGCCGCUGGUCUCCGCAGCCCGGCCUCCUCCGGGUCUGCGUGUGCCAGGAACGGCGGAGCGCGACCCCCGAGCCGCUCCUAGAUGCUGGAAGUGGGAGGGGGGAGCGGAAGGAGGUGCGCCCCGCUCCCGCGCGCCGUGGGCCGCUCCAUCUCGCGGCCCGCCUGUGACCUUUCCGACCCCACGCCCUGGCGGAUGCAACCCCCUCGCCGCCAGAACCCCUCCCCUCCGCCCGGCUUGCGGCAGCCCCACAGACCCCUCCUCCCCGCCUCGUCCAUUCUGGGACGCCAGGCUUUCUCUGGAUGAAGCCCGCGCUUCCUUGGGAUGAGGCCCGUUUUCGGAGUUAACAGUUUAAGAAAGGAUGCCCGUUGUAUGGCCCUUCUGAGCAUCAGGACAACGCUGUGGAAUGCGCAAAGGGGCUGGGGUCAGUCUCGACCCCAGUGGGUGGGCUGCUGGUUUCAGUGGAGGAAGCAGCUAGACGUUCCUAUUGUGGCAGAGAAAGAGGUUAUGGGCCUUUGAAGUCCGGUGGUAGUGAGGGGCAAGCGGGAAUUGGGGCCACCGCACCCCAGACAGGGCUACUCGGCCUCUACCCUAUGCUGAACAUAGCCCAGUGACUCAGCAGGGUCUUCCAGGUUCCCGAGCUUGGGAGAAAGCAUGUUGGGUACCUGAGCAGGCCUGACUGGCACCAACCCUUCCACAUACCCUGCUCCCCUCUGAUGCUGGCCUCUCCCACGGAAGAGAAGGCAAAGGAAAGGUUCCACGUCCCAGAGGGGCGCCUGACUGCAGAUCACUGUUUGAAGCCAAGCGGAAAUAAAACCAGUUCGCCCAAAGACAGUGUGGUCUGGAAGAACAGAGCGGGAGAAGGCGAAGGGACGAGAAUCUGGACCCUUAUCUGUGUAUUUUCAGUUGGUGGGCCUGGCCCCUUCCCAUUUCCCAUAAACUGCAAAUAAUGGCUCCUGACUAGUGGGGUUACUGGCAACCACCAUUUGCCAAACGUCUGGAUUCUGACUUUAGUAGGAGAUGCACCAAAGUGAAGGAGUGGAGCUUUUUGUGAACAGUGAGUGUUCCCCCAAAUGACAGACACAGCAGGUCUGCCGCCUUCGGACUUGACCAGACUCCCCGUGAGCAGGAUUCAUGCACACCAGGAACCUCAGGAGCACCAGCUAGGCACCAUGGUUUGGAGGGGAGAUGCCCCCCAGGGAGGGACCAAGGAUCACCCCAAAGAACCCUCCCAUGGCCGCUGUGAGACCCAGAGGGAACAUCCCUACCCCAAAUGGCCACUGAGGACAGUGCAGACAUCUCUGACUAUAGCCAGAGAUGAAGAAACAGAAGCUGAGGAAGAGUUUGUCCUAGAACACAGCCCAGGAAACAGGACACCAUUUUUCCAUGGCUCAGGACACACCCCUGAGUCAAGACAACAGGAAAACGUUGUGAAGGGGUGCCGACCACUCCCUCGGAGUCAGACAGAGAAAGCUGACCACAUGGAUCUGGCCACUCUGAUGAUUGACUUCAAUGGUGAGGAGAAGGCAUGGGCCAUGGCAGUGUGGAUUUUUGCUGCAAUCAACAGGAGAGACCUUUAUGAGAAAGCUAAGAGGGAUGCACCAGAGUGCGAUAAUGUACAUGUGGUAUGCCGGGAAGAAAGCCUUGAAGAAGAGUGGAUGGGUUUAUUGGGGUACCUAACCAGAAUCUCUAUUUGUAAAAAAAGGAAAGAUUACUGUAAGAAGUACAAAAAACACGUGAGGAGCAGAUUCCAGUGUAUUAAAGACAGGAAUGCCCGUCUAGGUGAGAGUGUGAACCUCAACAAACGCUACACCAGGCUGCGUCUUGUCAAAGAACACCAGAGCCAGCAGGAGAGGGAGCAUGAGCUCCUGGCCAUUGGCAGGACUUCAGCCAGGACACUGGACAGCCCUGUGAGUUCCCUGAAUAUGGAAUUGCUGUUUGAGCCUGAUGACCAACACUCAGAGCCUGUUCAUACGGUGGUAUUCCAGGGAGCGGCAGGCAUUGGGAAAACAAUACUUGCCAGGAAGAUAAUGUUGGAUUGGGCAUCAGAAAAGAUUUACCAGGACAGGUUUGACUAUUUGUUUUAUAUCCACUGUCGGGAGGUAAGCCUCGGGACACGGAGGAGCCUGGGGGACUUGAUCGUCAGCUGCUGCCCUGACCCAAACCCUCCCAUAUAUAAGAUUGUGAGCAAGCCUUCCAGGAUUCUCUUCCUCAUGGAUGGCUUCGAUGAGCUUCAGGGUGCCUUUGAUGAGCACACAGAGACUCUAUGCACAAACUGGCAGAAGGUGGAGCGGGGAGACAUUCUCCUGAGCAGCCUCAUCAGAAAGAGGCUUCUUCCUGAGGCCUCUUUACUCAUCACCACAAGACCUGUGGCUCUGGAGAAACUGCAGCAUUUGUUGGACCGUCCCCGUCAUGUGGAGAUCCUGGGUUUCUCAGAGGCCAAAAGAAAGGAAUAUUUCUUUAAGUAUUUUUCAGAUGAGCAACAAGCCACAGAGGCCUUCAGGCUGAUUCAGGAGAAUGAGAUCCUCUUCACCAUGUGCUUUAUCCCCUUGGUCUGCUGGAUUGUAUGCACUGGGUUAAAGCAGCAGAUGGAUAGUGGCAAGAGUCUUGCCCAGACAUCCAAGACCACCACUGCUGUGUAUGUCUUCUUCCUCUCCAGUUUGUUGCAGUCUCGUGGAGAGAACCAGAAGCACCAAGUCUCUGCCAACAUCUGGGGUCUCUGCUCACUGGCUGCAGAUGGAAUCUGGAAUCAGAAAAUCCUGUUUGAAGAGUGUGACCUUAGGAACCAUGGCCUUCAGAGGGCCGAUGUGUCUGCUUUCUUGAGGAUGAACCUAUCAAAAGAAGUGGACUGUGAGAAAUUCUACAGCUUCAUUCACAUGACUUUCCAGGAGUUCUUUGCUGCCAUGUAUUACCUGCUGGAAGAGGAGGAACAGGGAAGGUUGAGGAACCUGCCAUGGAGAAGUUCCAAGCUUCCCAACCGAGACGUGACUGUCCUUCUUGAAAACUACGGCAAAUUUGAAAAGGGAUAUCUGAUCUUUGUUGUCCGUUUCCUCUUUGGCCUUGUAAACCAGGAGAGAACCUCUUACUUGGAGAAAAAACAGUGCAAGAUCUCGCAGCACAUCAGGCUGGAACUGCUAAAAUGGAUUAAAGAGAAAGCCAAGGCCAAGAAUCUUCUGAUCCAGCCCAGCCAGCUGGAAUUGUUCUACUGUUUGUAUGAGAUGCAAGAGGGAUUUGUGCAAAAAGCCAUGGGCCAUUUCCCCAAAAUUGAGAUCAGUCUCUCCACCAGAAUGGACCAUGUGGUUUCUUCCUUUUGUAUUGAGAACUGCCACAACGUGGAAUCACUUUCCCUGAGGCUGCUUCAUAACUCCUCGAAGGAGGAGGAGGAGGAAGAGGAGGAAGAAGGGGAAAUGCAGCACUCUGAGGUGGAUCACUGUGUCCGCCUAGAUCCUCAUGCUGCCUGUACUCACCGGUUGGGGCGGUGUUGCCUUUCCCAUCACUGCUGCUUCAACAUCUCCUCGGUCCUGAGCAGCAACCAGAAGCUGAUGGAAUUGGAUCUGAGCCACAACGCCCUGGGAGACUUUGGAAUUAGACUUCUUUGUGUGGGGCUGAGGCAUCUAUUCUGCAAUCUGAAGAAGCUUUGGUUGGUCAGUUGCUGUCUCACAUCAGCAUGUUGUGAGGACCUUGCAUCCGUCCUGAGCACCAACCAGUCUCUGACCAGACUCUACUUGGGGGAAAAUGCCCUGGGAGAUGCAGGAGUUGGAAUUCUAUGUGAAAAAGCAAAGCAUCCACAAUGUAAGCUGCAGAAACUGGGGUUGAUGAAUUCUGGCCUUACAUCAGGUUGUUGUCCAGCUUUGUCAUCAGUGCUCAGCACUAACCAGAAGCUCACACACCUUUACCUACGGGGCAAUGCUCUUGGAGACACGGGAGUUAAGCUACUCUGUGAGGGCCUCUUGCACUCCAACUGUAAGCUUCAGAUAUUGGAAUUAGAUGGCUGUAGCCUCACCUCACACUGUUGCUGGGAUCUUUCCACACUUCUGACCUCCAAUAAGAGCCUGCGGGAGCUGAGCCUGGGCAGUAAUGCUGGUGAUCUAGGGGUCAUGCUGCUCUGUGAAGUGUUAAAACAGCAGGGCUGCCUCCUAAAAAGCCUGAAGUUAUGUGAAAUGUAUUUCAAUUAUGAUACAAAACGUGCAUUAGAAACACUUCAAGAAGAAAAGCCCGAGUUGACCAUUGUCUUUGAGCCCUUUUGGUAGUGAUAGAUGCCGGCUGCCAGAUGCCAGCAUUUUGGCUCCCUAUCAUCCAGGUGUGUUGAAGUGAGAAUGAGCACUCCUCCAACCAAGGUGAAGACCAUCACUCCACGAUUCCUCUGGUCCAGGGUGGGACAGCAAAAUCUUGCUGAUGGUGUGUUUUACAAGAGAAGCAUCUCCUUUCCCCUGGCUUGAAGACACCAGGACAAUGAAAUCAUCCAAAUGAGGUGGUUCUCAUUAUAGAACCUUACUCAGAGGAUAUGUUCCUGUUGGUGACCUCAUAUAACUAACUCAUGUAAUAAAGCACUUUUCUGUUUUUCUCUUCUUACUCUCUCUAAAGCACCUUUCCCUCAUACCCUUUUACCCAUCUUUGUUCUGUUUACCUUCACCCAUAUCACCAUUAUCACCCACUCCUAUCUUUCUGACUAUAACAGAACUAGUAAACUAUAUGCUAUGUUGCAGUUUUGUAGCAGCAACUUAUUUAUUUUUAAUUUUUGUAACAGUUAUAUUUUCUAAUAAAAUAAUUCAUGUUUAUUGUGGCUGGUUGAAAA
This is a messenger RNA of Lutra lutra (Eurasian river otter), 4857 nucleotides long. RefSeq names its product NLR family pyrin domain containing 3 (gene NLRP3). Gene Ontology annotation, biological process: negative regulation of non-canonical NF-kappaB signal transduction; negative regulation of acute inflammatory response; inflammatory response. Gene Ontology annotation, molecular function: DNA-binding transcription factor binding; sequence-specific DNA binding. Gene Ontology annotation, cellular component: cytoplasm; NLRP3 inflammasome complex. The record is from RefSeq and is a predicted model, not a curated record. NCBI's taxonomy places the organism in Eukaryota, Metazoa, Chordata, Mammalia, Carnivora, Mustelidae.